Molecule: messenger RNA, 885 nt
Organism: Cladocopium goreaui
Lineage: Eukaryota; Dinophyceae; Suessiales; Symbiodiniaceae
Source: the annotation of a GenBank genome assembly
AUGCCGUUGCCGCAGCCCGUGACGGCCGUGGCGCUGCAGCGCAGCGCCGGGAAGCUGGGGCGUGCGGCGGUGGCGUGCAUGCAGGGUCUCCGGAAAGAGUUCGAAGACUUCCACAUCCUCGACCAAGAGCUCGGCAUAUGUGGCGUAUUCGACGGACACCUGGGAGAGGAAGCAGCUGCGUUCUGCGCAGAACAUUUGCAUUUGCACGCCAUGGAAGCUGACGACACUGCAUCCCUGACCAAAGCCUUUGGAGAUUGCGAUGAUGCCCUGCGGAAAGCUUUACCUGCAAAGAGUGAAGCUGGAACUACGGCCACCCUCGCAAGAGUUCAAGAGAACGGCAGUGAUGAUUCUCUGAAUGUUGUGGUGGCCAACCUCGGUGACUCCCGUGCCCUGCUGUGGCGCCCUGGGCCGACGCUGGAGGUCACCCGGGACCACCGCCCUGGCGACGCGGCGGAGCGUGCGCGGAUCGAGGCGGCGGGCGGCACGGUGAGCGAAGAGGAGCGCAUCGAUGGGACUUUGGCCUGCAGCCGCGCCCUGGGAGCCUUUCGCUUCAAAGGAGCAACGCCUUCAGAGCCGUCCAAGGUGAGCUGCGUGCCAGAGGUGUACCAUUGGACCGCCAAGCGCGGCGACUGGCUGAUCUUGGCCUGUGAUGGAAUUUGGGAUACCAUCAGCAACCAGCAAGCAGUAGAUCGAAUAUGCAAAGUUCCUGGAGAUUUGGGUGAACUUCUGGAAUCGGUGCUUCAUUUCUGCAUUGACAGGGAAGCGGAUGACAACCUCACCCUGCUGGCGGUUGAGCUCGGGGCUGUGGACCACCAAGAUACCACUUGCACCAUCAGCGCGGGUGGCUUCCUGAAGACCAAGGACAGCGAAGUGUGGCUGGGCUGA